GGAAGUCACUUUGUUGUGGUCUGUUCACCACACUACACUUCAGUGGUCCUUUCGAAAUGGCGGACGCCGAUUCUUGGGAUACCGACAGUUUUGAGCCAGAGGAACCCAUCAAGAAGGCGCCAGGUCAUGACAAGUGGGAAGGCGAGGAUGAGGAUGAAGACGUCAAAGAUAACUGGGAUGAUGAAGAGGAGGAAGAAGACAAAUUGACCGAGACAAAAACAGUUGCAGUCACAAAGCCACCAGAGAAGAAAAAACUUAGUGAUAAAAUCAAAGAGAAGGAGAGUUUACAAAAGAAAAAACAAGAGGAGUUUCAAAAGCAGCAGUUAGAGGAAUCUCAAGACAGCAAAGAAUACCCACCUGAGGAGGAGUUGGCAGAGAAACUUAGACUGAAGAAGCUUCAGGAGGAUUCAGAUUUGGAACUAGCCAAAGAGGUGUUUGGUAUCGUAUCGAAUAACGUAACAGGAAUAGAUGCCAUGAGCCCUUCCUCCAAAGAUGACUUCACAGAGUUUGAGCGGUUGCUGAAAGAGAAAAUAUCUUUGUACGAGAAGUCGAUACACUACUCCAACUUCUUAGAGUCACUGUUUAGAGACCUGUGUCUUUCAUUGGAAGUCGAAGACUUAAAGAAAAUUAACAACUCACUCACAGUGUUACUCAGCGAGAAGCAGAGGCAAGAAAAGCAAAAUAAAGGAAAGAAGAAAAAGAAAGGCGGUUUACCUGGAGGCGGUUUAAAAGCCAAGAUGAAAGAUGACUUUGGUGACUACGGCGAGUUUGACGGAGGUUAUGCACAAGACUUUGAGGAUUUUAUGUGACCCCUGCUUCGUAACCCAUGAUAUUCUUUGAGUGAUGAAUCAUACACCUCUACAGCGCAUGACCUCUCUCCCUACAGCCAGACCAACGUCCAGAAUCAAGCUAGAAACACUGAACCAUAUCCCAUGUAACACACUAGCCUAAGCUUAAGUGGUUUACUCUGAGAAAGACUGAAGUGAAGCAUCUUUCUCCGGGCUUAUUUUGACUAUAAGUCAUUCUAGUGUUUGCUGUGGAAAAAAGGACACAAUCAGGUAACUUCUUUUAGUAAAAGUGUGAAAGGAAACAGAGAAAACUGACCGACGUGGAACAGACGCUUCACAUGAAAGUGUAUAAACGAGUUGACAGUAUUACUGUUUAAAAGAGCUACUUGACAUUAAAAUAAAUUUGACAUUCUAUGCAAA
Messenger RNA from Tachysurus vachellii, 1208 nucleotides. It is a transcript of the gene eif3ja, whose product is annotated as eukaryotic translation initiation factor 3, subunit Ja. The record is from RefSeq and is a predicted model, not a curated record. The transcript is spliced from 8 exons. Lineage: Eukaryota; Metazoa; Chordata; Actinopteri; Siluriformes; Bagridae. Gene Ontology annotation, cellular component: cytoplasm; eukaryotic translation initiation factor 3 complex. Gene Ontology annotation, molecular function: translation initiation factor activity. The coding region runs from base 57 to 809 and encodes 250 amino acids.